Molecule: messenger RNA, 1316 nt
Organism: Chinchilla lanigera (long-tailed chinchilla)
Lineage: Eukaryota; Metazoa; Chordata; Mammalia; Rodentia; Chinchillidae
Gene: Gpx3
Product: glutathione peroxidase 3
Exons: 5
Biological process (GO): response to oxidative stress; hydrogen peroxide catabolic process
Molecular function (GO): selenium binding; glutathione peroxidase activity
Source: RefSeq, a predicted model, not a curated record
GCCCCAGACGGCGGCGCGGCGCGGUGGGACGGCAAGGGCAGCAGCUCGGCGCAGCCAUGGCCCGGCUCCUGCGGGCGUCCUGCCUCCUGUCCCUGCUCCUGGCCGGCUUCGUCCCGCCUGGCCUCGGCCAGGAGAGGUCGAAGACGGACUGCCAUGGCGGUGUGAGUGGCACCAUCUACGAGUUUGGGGCCCUCACCAUUGACGGCGAGGAGUACGUCCCCUUUAAGAAGUACAGCGGCAAGUACGUCCUUUUUGUCAACGUGGCCAGCUACUGAGGCCUGACCGACCAGUACCUCGAACUGAAUGCACUACAGGAGGAGCUCGAGCCCUUCGGCCUGGUCGUCCUGGGCUUCCCCUGCAACCAAUUCGGCAAGCAGGAGCCGGGCGAGAACUCGGAGAUCCUCCCCAGCCUCAAGUACGUCCGGCCAGGCGGGGGCUUCGUUCCUAACUUCCAGCUCUUUGAGAAAGGCGACGUGAACGGGGAGAAAGAGCAGAAGUUCUACACCUUCCUGAAGAACUCCUGUCCUCCCACCUCCGAGCUCGUGGGCUCGCCCGACCGCCUCUUCUGGGAACCCAUGAAGGUCCACGACAUCCGCUGGAACUUUGAGAAGUUCCUGGUGGGGCCCGACGGCAGACCCAUCAUGCGCUGGUACCAUCGGACCACGGUCAGCAACGUCAAGAUGGACAUCCUGGCCCACAUGAGGCGGCAGGCAGCCCUGAUGGCCCCGGGGAAGUAGCCGCUCCCACUUCCCGCUUGCAGGGGCUGGGAGGCCCCGGCUCAGGAAGGAAACCCCCAGUCCCAGCACACCCUCGGCACAGCCGGCACAGCCGGCACCCCCGGCCCCGGCCGCCAGGCACGCGCGCACGGCUGCCCCCUGCCCUGUGCCGGGCGUGCGUCACGCCCACCGUGCUGCACGCCGCGCACAGUGCACGGGCCUGCCUGUGCCGACUCCCCGGACUGCACCACGCAAAUGCGGGGGAUCGAACCCCUCUCUCCCGUUCUGUCCCAGUGACAACCCACUUUCGUGAGAGCCCAAAGCGCUAAGUCUGAUGACCGACUCGGACCGGGACCCGGAGCACCACCGCACCUCCAGACCCACCCCUCCUUCCUGAAGGGCCCCCAGGCCCGCCCCCCCAGGCAGUGCGCUUGCGCGGGCGUCUCCAUGAGGGCGGGGCCCGAAGCCCGCGGGCGGACCCCCCCUGAGCCUGCUGCGGCCCAGCCCUUCGUGCAUUCAGGCUGAGCCCGGCAGGGACGCCCCCCUGCGCCUGUCCCCGGCACCCCACACCCCGUCUGCCUAGUAAAGCCUCUGCAGCAA